GCCUGCCUUUCACUAACGAUUUUUAGUGCCUCCUGUUAGUCAACCCGGACAAUUUGUUCAGUUAUUGCAACGGUCAACAUAUUUAAUCUUGCCAAAAAGCAAAAAAAACCUCCCCACCAAUAGUUUAAAUUAAGGGAAAAAAUGAAAGCAAAGCCCAACUCAUCAACAGGCUGUGCAAGAGCAGGAGGGGUUUUGGAGUCAACUGCAUGCAGGAAAUCUCUCACAUCCUGAGUUUCAGCACUCUCUCUCGCGCGCUCUGUAACUGUACAUUAAUGGGGCUGUGCUGCAGCCCCAGCUGAUGAAAGUUUCUCUCGCAGUCUAGGCUAAGAUGUCAAAGCGUCUCCAUGAAGAACGGCUACGGUACCCUCCUUCUGUUCCCCCUAUCCAGCUCUUAUUCCUUCUGCUGUUCAGCGUGCCCUCUCUCUUAAUAGCACCGUCAUCUGGGGUUCAAGGAGAGGAUGGAGAGUGUAACUUGGAAUUCUCUAGGCCACAGAUUCCAAAGAACCAACCAGAGCACUAUGAAAUAAUAGUCCCUUAUCUCCUGAGUAGUGAACAGUGGAAACCAAUAAAGAGCUUUUAUUCCCAGACUCACCCAGCAAUGCUGAAACUUCUUAUACAAACUGAAAGUGAGCAACUUGUCAUCAGUCUGGAGAGAAAUGAUGGCCUUUUUGCUAGCAACUUCACAGAAACACACUAUUUGGAAGAUGGUACAAGUGCUGUUCUCAUGCGUAAUUACACGGCUCAUUGCUACUACCAUGGUCAUGUGCAAGAUUAUGCAGAGUCUGCAGUAAGUUUGAGUACAUGUUCUGGACUCAGGGGACUUAUUUUAUUUGAAGAUAAUGCCUAUAUUUUGGAGCCAUUGGAAGGUACUACAAAUGAACAUAUAAUCUACCAAGCAAAGAACCUGCAACUAGCCCUGGGCACUUGUGGCCAUCAUCCCAGCAUCUCAGGCAUUGCACUGGAGAAUGUCACACGGUCUGUCCAGACAUUUACUAGCAGGCACAAGAGGGAAGCCCUGAAAUCUACCAAGUAUGUGGAGCUCAUUAUUGUGGCUGACAAUCGAGAGUUUCAGAGGCAGGGCAAAGAUGUGGAGAAAGUGAAGCUGAGGCUAAUAGAAAUUGCAAACUACGUUGACAAGUUCUAUAGGCCACUAAAUAUUCGAAUAGCCUUGGUUGGAGUGGAAGUCUGGAAUGACAUGGAUAAGUGCACAAUAACACAGGACCCCUUCACCAGUCUCCAUGAGUUUCUGGACUGGCGAAAGUUGAAACUUCUACCUCGUAAACCCCAUGACAACGCACAGCUAUUGAGUGGAGUCUAUUUCCAAGGUACUACCAUUGGCAUGGCACCUAUAAUGAGCAUGUGUACUGCAGAGCAGUCUGGAGGUAUCGUUAUGGAUCAUUCUGACAGCCCUUUGGGAGCAGCAGUAACGCUGGCACAUGAGUUGGGCCAUAAUUUUGGGAUGAACCAUGAUACACUGGAAAGGGGUUGCAACUGCAAAGUAUCUGCUGACAAAGGAGGUUGCAUCAUGAACCCUUCAACGGGCUACCCAUUUCCUAUGAUGUUUAGCAGCUGCAGCAAGAAAGACUUAGAAAGCAGCUUGGAAAAAGGAGUGGGGAUGUGUCUAUUCAACCUGCCAGAAGUUAAGGAAUCUUUUGGUGGCCCAAAGUGUGGAAAUGGCUAUGUAGAAGAAGGAGAGGAGUGUGACUGUGGAGAACCCGAGGAAUGUACAAAUGAAUGCUGUAAUGCAACUACCUGCACUUUAAAACCAGGAGCAGUUUGUGCCCAUGGACUAUGCUGUGAAGACUGCAAGCUGAAGCCAGCAGGGGUCUUAUGCAGGCACUCCAGUAAUUCCUGUGACCUUCCUGAAUUCUGCACUGGAGGCAGCCCUCACUGCCCAGGCAAUGUGUACUUGCAUGAUGGGCAUCCCUGCCAGAGGGUGGAUGGGUACUGCUAUAAUGGCAUGUGCCAGACACAUGAACAGCAAUGCAUCACACUCUGGGGACCAGGUGCUAAGCCUGCCCCUGGGAUAUGCUUUGAGAGAGUCAACUCUGCAGGUGAUCCUUAUGGAAACUGUGGCAAGGAUUCAAAAAGUUAUUUUGCCAAGUGUGAACCCAGAGAUGCUAAAUGUGGAAAAAUUCAGUGUCAAGGGGGAGCAAAUCGACCUGUGAUAGGUACCAAUGCUGUCUCCAUAGAAACAAACAUCCCAUUACAAGAAGGAGGCAAAAUUCUAUGCCGAGGAACCCACGUUUACUUGGGGGAUGACAUGCCUGACCCUGGUCUUGUCCUGGCUGGAACAAAAUGUGAAGAUGGAAAAGUCUGCAACAAUAAGAAAAAUUGCCACUGUGAGGCCCACUGGGCUCCUCCCUUUUGCAACAAGGCCGGAUUUGGUGGCAGUGUAGACAGUGGGCCAGUUAGACAAUCUGAUAAGAGAAGUUUAAUAAUAGGGCUGCUCAUAACCACCCUAUGCCUUCUGGUUGCUGGUUUACUUAUGUACAUCAAAAGGAAGAUCUUUAUUAGAUUGUUCUUUAUUAAUAAGAAGACUACAAUAGAGAAACUAAGGUCUGUGAGUCCAGCAAGGCCUUCCAGUUCAUUUGAACCUAAUCAUGUUCCUGCCACAGCCCUCAGUAAAAAUCUGGUCAAGAAGUCACAAAAUGUGAACACGCAUAAGAUAAAUGAUCCACAAAGAUUGCUACGAUAUCACACAGGUGACAUUAGUAACCCUGUGAAGACACAGAAUAUACCACGAUCAAGCCCACCAGAGCGUAUUUUGCCACCCUUUUGUGAGCUACCCUGUCAGCAGUCCACACCCAGAAAGUUGCUGCCUGCCAAUCCUUCCCCCAGACAUGAUCAGGUAUCUUUCAAACCAAGUCCUCCUCAAAAGCCUUUGCCAGCUGACCCUCAGAAGACCAAAUCUGCUCAGUUUAAUAGUUCCUCCAGAGAAGUGUUUGGGCUUCCAAAGCCUGUCCCUCAAAUUGCUCCUCUCAGGCCUGCACCUAAACAACCUCUUCAUGUACCUAGAUCCUGUAAUACUGCCUAUAUGAAAUGACAAAACGGAACAUCAUUUGUAUCCUGAAAAGUGAAGACAGAAGUUUGCACUAUUUUCAACUCUAGUUGGAGAUCUAUAUUUUUAUAGCAAUAGGUAGAAUUUUUAAUGUUUAAAAACCCAUUAUUUUUUAAAACUCUGAGCUUCUGCCUUUGGUGCUAUGCUGUGUGAAGGUGGUCUACGCCCUUGCUCAGGUACUGGUAAAUUAUUAAUUUAUACUGAACAUUCAUUACAGUGCAGAGCACUGUAGUAGAUACUGUUUCACCAUAACCAAGUUUUCCUAGGAAGGAAGCCGUUUUUGUGAUGUUUAGGCAGUCUUGAACUGUCCAUUACAGAUUUCUCAAUAGUUGGUACACACUCCUCAAAGUUUGUUUAGUUUGGAUCUGUUCUAAUAAGUAUGCUGACUAAAGCUGAACUGAGACUUUGCUGAAAUCAAGAGACUGAUGAAAUUUCAAAUGCUUGUGGCUGAUAUUUUGUCGGUGGAAUCUGGAUGCAAAAUAUUAUAUUUAAGAUGUACUUUAAAGGAAGGUUAAAUAAAUAAGUGCCAAUUCUGUUACCCAUUGAUAUCAAGUUAGAAAAAAUUGAAUUAUUGUAUGAAAGUCAAAUAAAAGUGAUUGUCUAGAUAUCCAGGCUUACCAGGUUAGAGGUAUUGGGUCCAUCAUUUAAUAUAUGCAAAGUUUUCUGCAUAAAAAAUCAGAUAUUAAAUGUUACAAUAUAAAUGCUUUCUCUAUGCAACUAGUUUAAUCCCUGCAUGUUGUAAAUGAAAAUGCUAA
Molecule: messenger RNA, 3816 nt
Organism: Rhineura floridana
Lineage: Eukaryota; Metazoa; Chordata; Lepidosauria; Squamata; Rhineuridae
Gene: ADAM12
Product: ADAM metallopeptidase domain 12
Exons: 22
Coding region: 329-3046 (905 amino acids)
Biological process (GO): proteolysis
Molecular function (GO): metalloendopeptidase activity
Source: RefSeq, a predicted model, not a curated record